AUGGUGCACACGAACGUUCUCGCCGACGCGUUAAAAUGCACCAAUAAUGCCGAGAAGCGCGGGAAACGCCAGGUCCUUAUCAGGCCGCGUUCUAAGGUCAUUGUGUGCUUCCUGGCUGUCGUGAUGAAGCACAGUUACAUCGGUGAGUUUGAGAUCACCGAUGACCACAGAGCUGGGAAUACUCUCGUCAGUCUCACGGCCAGACUGAACAAGCAUGGUGUGACCAGUCCACGCUUCGACCUCCGGCUCAAAGACUUGGAGAAGUGGCAAAACAACCUGUUGCCCUCAAGACAGUUUGGAUACACUUUGACAACCUCAGCCGGUGUCAUGGAUCAGGAAGAGGCCGGACAGAAACACACAGGAUUCUUUCUCUAAAAUGUAAAGAACUGCACAUAAAAAAAUACAUCGCCAGAGUCGAUGCUGGCGAUGCUCGUUGCCACAAGUGCAGCAGGUUUUUUGCAUGUCAGGGUGGAAACACGAGCGCUCUUCCAGACAUCUGGUGAAACAGCACCAGGUACAGGUGGAGAAGUGCAGUUUUGGGCUGCCUGGCUCGUAGCUCAUCUCUGGUUGGCCCAUCCACCUAAGGUAUGUUUAUGCAUGCUAGCAGCCUGGAGCCCACAGGGAGUUGACUACAUUAUACACACAUGGGGUGAUGAUUAAAAGUAACGCCCAGGGCGUCCAGGUAGCGCGGCGCUCUACUCCGCUGCCUACCAACACAGGGAUCGCUGAAUCGA
Messenger RNA from Lampris incognitus (smalleye Pacific opah), 734 nucleotides. Its product is annotated as 40S ribosomal protein S15a-like. The record is from RefSeq and is a predicted model, not a curated record. Lineage: Eukaryota; Metazoa; Chordata; Actinopteri; Lampriformes; Lampridae. Gene Ontology annotation, molecular function: structural constituent of ribosome. Gene Ontology annotation, biological process: translation. The transcript has 2 exons. The coding region runs from base 1 to 375 and encodes 124 amino acids. Gene Ontology annotation, cellular component: ribosome; cytosolic small ribosomal subunit.